UUUGGCCGCAGCGAAUUAAGACUUUAACUCUGUGCAGUCUUGUGUCUUUAUCAGUUCCAACAAAAAAUGGCCUCCAAGGGCGAGUCUGUAUACUAUGCUCCGAUCCCAUCCGACCCGACCCACACCCAAUCCCAGCAAACCGUCGUCGUUUUAGCUCCUUACCGUCCCAAUCCUAACUACAGGAGACGACGUCGUCUCCGCCUCUGCUUCUCAAUCACCGCCUCCCUCCUUCUCCUCUCCACCGCCAUCUUCCUCCUCUUCCCCUCCGACCCCACCCUGCAACUCGUUCGGCUCAAACUCAACCACGUCAGAGUCAACUCGUCCCCCAGACCCACUCUCGACCUCUCCUUCUCUCUGACCAUCAGAGUGCGAAACCGCGACUUGUUUUCUUUGAACUAUGACUCGCUCCGCGUCACGGUGGGGUACCGUGCGAGAGAGCUAGGGUUUGUGAGCUCCGAUGGAGGGCGUGUGAGGGCCAGAGGGUCGUCGUACGUGAACGCCACGCUCGUGCUGGACGGGCUUGAAGUCAUCCACGACGUGUUUUACUUGCUUGAAGAUUUGGCUAGGGGUGUAAUACCCUUUGAUACUGAUACGGAGGUGGAAGGGACUUUGGGGCUCUUUUUCUUCAAAAUUCCUAUCAAGGCAAAAGCAUCAUGUGAGGUGUAUGUAAAUACAAACAAUCAGACAAUUGUUCGUCAGGACUGCAGCCCUGAGUGAAGCGGUUAAGAUCAAGGGACUGUAAGUGCAGUAGAAUCUGUAAUUUGGGAGCUAAAUGUGAAUGACAGUUCCAACAACUCCCUGUCCAUGUGCAUCAUCAAGUUCUCACUGAUCACAACUACUAUCAGCAUGUAGAAUGCGAGAGAGCAGUGUGCUUAUAUACCAAAAGUCAUGGAAAAGGAGGAUUCAUUUUACUUGUAUUUAAAUUACAGGGAAUAUGGAGUAAAGUUCCCUUGAGGAGAUAUCUUUUAUAUAUAUAUAAACUUGUUUUAUCAGUGUAAAUUGGUUAUCGGAAUCGAAUUUGGAAUUGAAACAUGUUAAUUUGUGAAUGUCGUUUUCAUAAACACUAGAGGCCAUCAAAUGCAAUAAUGAAACAUGUCAACAUUGGAAUAUUAAAAAUUGGUUUUGGACGGCAGGGACAUAUAAACAUAUAUUCUUUUCCAACACGAAAGGUCUCUCAAUUCGAGAGAUUACUGAUUGAUUUGUGUGUUUAUAUUCUAAUCGAAUUCUUUGACUAAAUGAAGACGGUAAUGAUGCUUCAUCUCGAUGCAUAGUAUGGCUUAUAAUUUGGAAGUAAUUAAUUAGUGGAGCUGUUUUUUCUCACAAUCCGACCAGUACCCCAGACAUACCCAGCAUGGUGUUGCCUGCACCGAAACGAGCCCGGAUGCCGGGUCGGCGAGCACAGGCACUGCCUUGUCGGGCCACCGCUGCCACCUCUUCUACCACCACCACUAGCAGCCUCCUCUUCGACUCUCAUGCCUGCAGCAGCAGCGGCAUGCAAAUCCACUGACGUCUGAAUCUGAACCACCGCAGGACCCUGCAGAAGAAGCCAUCUGCCAUGGUGAUGCAGCAGCGCCAAGUCUCUCAGCCUAACCAAACUAGGCACACCUGGGUGAGGCUGACACAUAAUAAUUUCUUACUGUCUUCUUCUUUCCGAAUUCUCCUCUGCCUCAAACCUGAAACUGAAAGCUACAGAGCAUCAUAUAGCUAGGAAUUAAUUAACAGGAGGAGGAAAAUUAAUAUUUAUAGCAGAGAGGAGGGAGGGAGGGUUGGCUAAGUAAAGUUAUUUGGCAUAAAGAGGUAGCUUUUUAAUUGAUGCCCAGGAAAGCUAUUUCCUUUUAGAUGCUUUAAUUCUUGACGAGGCAGGCUUUUGUGUUAAUGUUGUGUAAUUCUUUGUGUGUGUUAAGUUUAAGGUGGAGAUGAUGGAGAGAGGCCAGCCAAACCAGAGCUACACAUGUCCACAUCAUAUGCUCCAUGGACUAACAAAAUCAAAAUGCUAAAGAUAGAGUGGUUUCAUUUCCAACCAGGGUUAGAUGCUGCCUCUGUUUUGCCACGUCCCUUUGAUUCUGCCAGUUGGACACAAGUACAUGCUAGUUUUGGCUCAGACGGAUACACCUGUAUUGUGCUGAGUGGCGGCAAUAUGUAUGUAUAUUUAUACAGUCUUAUGAAGGGAGACUCGAACACAUAACCUUAAGUGCAUGAAUAACAAUUAUUAACUAGUUGAGCUACAGAUAUCUGCAAUUUUAGCACCGAGGUUUUGUAUGUUCUAAAGUCAGGCAGUUAGCUAGCAUAUUUAUUAAUUGUGGGCACUAGUUACUUGCUGAUAUGCCUGCAUGGCUGGUUUGGGAGACCUAAACAGAGGAUUUAGGUAGGUUUAUGACUAUGAUGGGUUAAUUAA
Prunus persica (peach) is the source of this 2395-nucleotide messenger RNA. RefSeq names its product transmembrane protein 106B. The record is from RefSeq and is a predicted model, not a curated record. The coding region runs from base 67 to 717 and encodes 216 amino acids. Gene Ontology annotation, cellular component: plasma membrane. Lineage: Eukaryota; Viridiplantae; Streptophyta; Magnoliopsida; Rosales; Rosaceae. The transcript has 4 exons.